Messenger RNA from Lacerta agilis (Sand lizard), 639 nucleotides. RefSeq names its product integumentary mucin C.1-like. The record is from RefSeq and is a predicted model, not a curated record. The transcript is spliced from 3 exons. Lineage: Eukaryota; Metazoa; Chordata; Lepidosauria; Squamata; Lacertidae. Bases 1 to 639 code for a protein of 212 amino acids.
AUGUCCUCGUCUGGUGUGACCUUGCUCUUUUGCGUUCCAGAAACACCGAAAAGCACCACUUCUGUUCCACCACCGGUGCCUACAGUCACCACACCUUCGACAACCAGACCGCCAAGCAGCACUCCGAAAACCACGCCAACCACGUCUCCCUCCACCACAUCCAGAACCACUGCGUCAACUCAGACGGCAACCACCAACACGCCAAAGACCACUGCAACAGCCUCCACAAUCUCCACACCACCCACCCCUACGCAUCAUCCCAAAAUCCUAACCACCACAACCCCCUCCACCACAACAGAAUCCACUGCGCCUAGCACACCAACCCCGACAACCACAACAGGACCCGUGCCCCCCACCACACCCUCUCCUCCGACGCCGUCCACGACAACCACCACCACCUCGCCCACAACCGUUACCUCCACUUCAACCAGCACUCCAGUACCCACUGCCACAACUCUCACCACUGCUCCACCUACCAGCACAGAAACGCCCAGCACAACUCCUGCAACCACCACCGUCCCAGUUACCACGGGUAAGUCUCCUUGGCCGCUCUGCAGCAGCUUACAAGUCUUUCAGGACCCCUCUCUUCCCGUAGCGAUCCAAGGGGCAGAGGGAUUCCCACCUCCAGGUCCCACGUAA